UGGUGUGAGGAGUGGGGAGCCCAGGCAGCAGCCCAGAUGGGAUCAGGGAACUGGUAGCCCGGGGGCUAGAGCCCUCCACCCACCCCAGGCCGCAGCCCCAGCUUUGAGCAGCUUUCUUGUCAAUUUCAUGGCUCCAGCACAGAAAGAACGGCCACCAGCCGAUGCAGUGCCCUCAAAUCCCACACGGCUCCCUGCACCUUACACUGCCCUCCUUUACCCAGCCAGGAUGGAUCCCCUGCCUCUGCUCAUCUACCUGUUCGCAGUGCUGGCACCAAGCCGUGGAUUCAGCGUGGACGUGGAGGUACCCAUCAUCUACAAGGAGGCAGCAGCGGGCUUUGGGCAGAGCGUGGUGCAGUUCGGGAGUGCCAGAGCCGGGGGGCUGAUCAUUGGGGCCCCUCUGCAGACGGGAGACGUGAAUGAAACUGGCAAAGUCUACAGGUGUGACCUGGACCCCAGACGCUGCCAGGAGAUCCCCAUCCAGAGGCCCCCGGAUGCAGUAAACAUGUCCCUCGGAUUGUCUCUGGCUGCCCGAGACUCCAAACUCCUGGUGUGCGGCCCCUCAGUGCACCAGGCCUGUGGGGAGAACAUGUACAUCAAGGGCUACUGCUUCAUCCUGGACCAGAGCCUCCGGCAGCUCCAGCGCAUCCCGGACACCCUGGCAGAGUGCCCCAGACGUGCCACAGACAUAGUGCUCCUCAUCGACGGCUCGGGCAGCAUUGAACCUGAGGACUUUGAAAAGAUGAAGACGUUUCUCUCUGAGAUCAUGAAGCGUUUCCACAGCACUGACACGCAGUUCGCCCUCAUGCAGUACUCCCACAGCUUUAGAGACCACUUCGACUUCGCACAGUACAGGAGGAGCAGAGACCUCAGUCGCCUCCUCAGAUCGGUCUGGCAGCUCAGGGGAGCGACGCACACGGCCAGCGCCAUCCGGAAAGUGGUGCAGCAGCUGUUCACCUCUGAGAGAGGCGCUCGGGAUGAGGCCACCAAGAUUCUCAUUGUAAUCACAGAUGGGGAGAAAUCUGGAGACAUGCUUUCUUAUUCAGAUGUCAUACCCGAGGCUGAGAGAGCUGGAAUCAUCCGCUACGCCAUCGGGGUUGGCAAUGCCUUCUUCAGCGCUCGUGCCCAAAACGAACUCCAGGAGAUCGCCUCUAAGCCCAGCAAUGAGCACGUCUUCCGUGUGGAUAAUUUCGACGCCCUCCAGAGCAUCCAGAGCCAGCUGCAGGAGAAAAUCUUUGCCAUUGAAGGCACCCAGUCUCAAAGCGGCAGCUCCUUCCAGCUGGAGAUGUCUCAGGAAGGAUUCAGCUCCCUGCUGUCUCCUGACGGGCCUGUGCUGGGAGCAGUGGGAGCCUAUGACUGGUCCGGUGGGAUAUAUCUUUACGGGAGCGGCGGGAAGCCGAGCUUCAUCAAUGUAUCCAGAACCUCCACUGACAUGAAUGAUGCUUACCUCGGUUAUUCGUCUCAGGUCAUCACAGCCAAUGGGCAGAGCAGCUACGUGGUCGGGGCCCCUCGCUACCAACAUGCCGGAAAAGUCAUCCUGUUCAGCCAAGAUACCAAGGGCAGGGAAUGGACACCCAGAUCGGAGCUGUCAGGAGAACAGAUUGGCUCAUAUUUUGGGGGUACACUGUGCGCUGUGGACCUCGACAGAGAUGGGAACACAGACCUGGUUCUAAUUGGAGCCCCCAUGUACUAUACACGUCUGAAUGGAGGACGGGUCUAUAACUGCCCGAUUAACUGGCCGAGGCUGACACUGAUCUGCACCGAGACACUGCAAGGACAGACGGAGCAGGCAUUUGGGCGCUUUGGGGCCAGCAUGUCUGAAAUCGGGGACAUCAGUGGGGACGGUCAGACGGAUGUGGCCAUCGGGGCCCCAAUGGAGAACGACAAUCGUGGAGCCUUGUACAUUUUCCAUGGGGGAAAGAGAGGCUUCAGUCCCCAGUACAGACAGGCUGUCAGUGCGGGACCAGACCUGAGCGGGGAUGGGCUGCCAGACAUCGCAGUGGGGCACCGGCCUGCUGCUAGGCAAUGGGAUCCCAGCACCAUCCGUACACGCCUGGCCUGCGACCUCCGGCGGACAAAGAUCCGAGCUGCCUUUGCUCACCUGCCCUGUCCUGAGACAGGAGCUGCGGCCGGCAUUGAGAAGAAUGUCUUGAGCACCCUGGUGGUGGGGGUCACCCCUGAACUCAACACCACCGUCUCCAUCCAGAACCGUGGUGAGAAUUCCUACAGCACCACGGUGCAGUUUUUCUACCCGGCCGCGCUGUCCUACCGCCGGGUCCUGCUGCUCCAGUCUAACAGGAGGGCCGUGGCAGUUAGGUGCAGCUCGGCUGUGGGUUCCAAGGAGCAGACUCAGAGGAACAGCACCUGCCACGUCAACCACCCCAUCUUCUGGAGCGGGGCCGAGGCCGUCUUCAUCGCCACCUUCGACGUCUCCUCUGAGGCCGACCUGGGGGACAGGCUGCAGAUCAUGGCCAAUGCCAGCAGUGACAAUGGCGGCCCCAUCACCGAGCGCAUGAUUCCCGGCGGGAGCUGCCGGAAAUACGGAUCUACAUCUCACCAGGAGGUUCAGUGCGGAGACGGAGGGAGAGGCCCCUACUGGUCCCGUUCCCUGCAGCACAGCGCCCUGUCAAGAACCUGCGGCAGCGAAGCGUCCCAUUCGCACGUCCAGUUCCGUGAGACUGAGGCGGGUCCGGGGUGGGACGCCUCUGAGGUCGUUCCCCUCCAAGCUGGCCCAUGCACAGUGAGGGCUGAUAACAUCCACCGGUUCAACAGGACUUGUGAGCAGAUGAGCAAGCACCCGCCUGCUGGUGCAGACGGUGUGGAGCACUCCGAGGUCUAUACUACCUGCCCAUCAUCGUGGGCAGCAGCGUGGGGGCCUGGUCCUGCUGGCUCUCAUCACCGCAGCCUCUACAAGUUCGGCUUCUUCAAGCGCGAGUACAAGCAGAGAUGGAGGGUGAUGGGGCUGAGCCGGCCCAGGAUGCUGGCCCCGAGCCAUGGAUGUGUGGAUGUGGAGGGACCCGUCACCUUCCAGGAGGCAGUCAGGGGGUUCGGGCAGAGCGUGGUGCAGUUCGGGAGUGCCAGCGCCGGGGGGCUGCUCGUUGGGGCCCCGCUGCAGACAGGAGAUGUGAAUGAAACUGGCAAAGUCUACAAGUGUGACCCAGGCUCCAAACACUGCCAGGAGAUCCCCAUCCUGAGGCCCCCCGAUGCCGUGAACAUGUCCCUCGGUUUGUCUCUGGCUGCCCGGGGCUCCAAUCUUCUGGCGUGCGGCCCCACGGUGCACCAGGCCUGCGGGGAGAACAUGUACAUCAAGGGCUACUGCUUCCUCCUGGACCAGAGCCUCCGACAGCUCCAGCGCAUCCCAGACACCCUGGCAGAGUGCCCCAGACAUGCCACAGACAUAGUGCUCCUCAUCGACGGCUCAGGCAGCAUCAAACUUGUGGACUUUGAAAAGAUGAAGAAGUUUCUCUCUGAGAUCAUGAAGCGUUUCCGCAGCACCGACACGCAGUUCGCCCUCAUGCAGUACUCCCACAGCUUUAGAGACCACUUCGACUUCGCACAGUACAGGAGGAGCAGAGACCCCGAUAGCCUCCUCAAGUCGGUCUGGCAGCUCAGGGGAGCGACGCACACGGCCAGCGCCAUCCAGAAAGUGGUGCAGGAGCUAUUCACCUCUGGCAGAGGCGCUCGGGAUGAGGCCACCAAGAUUCUCAUUGUGAUCACAGAUGGGGAGAAAUCUGGAGACCCACUUUCUUAUUCAGAUGCCGUCCCUGAGGCUCAGAGAGCUGGAAUCAUCUGCUAUGCAAUUGGGGUCGGCGACGCCUUCUCCAGCGCUGCUGCCCAAGAGGAGCUCCAGGAGAUUGCCUCUAAGCCCAGCAAUGAGCACAUCUUCCGGGUGGACAAUUUCGACGCCCUCCAGGACAUCCAGAGCCAGCUGCAGGAGAAAAUCUUCCCCAUCGAAGGGCCCCCCGAUGCCGUGAACAUGUCCCUCGGUUUGUCUCUGGCUGCCCGGGGCUCCAAUCUUCUGAGCCUCCGGCAGCUCCAGUGCAUCCCGGACACCCUGGCAGAGUGCCCCAGACGUGCCACAGACAUAGCGCUCCUCAUCGACGGCUCGAGCAGCAUCAGACCAGAAAACUUCAGAAAGAUGAAGACGUUUCUCUCGGAGAUCAUGAAGCGUUUCCGCAGCACCGACACGCAGUUCGCCCUCAUGCAGUACUCGCACAGAUUUAUAGAGCACUUCGACUUCUCACAGUACAGGAGGAGUCGCUACCCCGAUGACCUUGUCAGGUCGGUCGUGCAGCUCAUGGGUUGGACGCACACAGCCAGCGCCAUCCGGAAAGUGGUGCGGGAGCUGUUCACCUCUGGGAGAGGCAUUCGGGAUGAGGCCACCAAGGUUCUCAUUGUGAUCACAGAAGGGGAGAAAACUGGAGACACGCUUUCUUAUUCAGACGCUGUCCCCGAGGCUGAGAGAGCUGGAAUUGUCCGCUAUGCCAUUGGGGUCGGCGACGCCUUCUCCCGUGAUACUGCCCAACAGGAGCUCCAUGAGGUCGCCUCUAAGCCCAGCGACGAGCACGUCUUCCAGGUGGACAAUUUUGAUGCCCUCCUGGGCAUCCAGAGCCAGCUGCAGGAGAAGAUCUUCGCCAUCGAAGGCACCCAGUCCCAGAACAGCAGCUCCUUCCAGCUGGAGAUGUCUCAGGAAGGAUUCAGCUCCCUGCUGUCCCCUGACGGGCCUGUACUGGGAGCAGUGGGAGCCUAUGACUGGUCCGGUGGGAUAUACCUCUACGGGAGCAGCGGGAAGCCGAGCUUCAUCAACGUAUCCAGAAUCUCCACUGACAUGAAUGAUGCUUACCUCGGUUAUUCGUCUCAGGUCGUCACAGCCAAUGGGCAGAGCAGCUACGUGGUCGGGGCCCCUCGCUACCAACAUGCCGGCAAAGUCAUCCUGUUCAGCCGGGAUUCCAAGGGCGGGGAAUGGACACCCAGAUGGGAGCUGCAGGGGGAGCAGGUCGGCUCGUAUUUCGGGGGUACACUGUGCGCUGUGGACCUCAACAGAGAUGGGAACACGGACCUGGUUCUGAUCGGAGCCCCCAUGUACUAUACACCUCUGAAUGGAGGGCGCGUCUAUAUUUGCUCAUUUAGCCGGCAGGGGGCGACGCUGAGGCAUAGGAGAACUCUGCAGGGGCAGAUAGGGCAGGCGUUCGGGCGCUUUGGGGCCAGCAUGUCCGAAAUCGGGGACAUCAGCGGGGACGGACAGACUGACGUGGCCAUUGGGGCCCCCAUGGAGAAUGACAAUCAUGGGGCCUUGUACAUCUUCCAUGGGGAAAGAAGAGGCCUCAGUCCCCAGUACAGACAGCGCAUCGAGGGGUCGCUGUUUCCCAGCAGGCUGCACUACUUUGGCCAGGCUGUCAGUGGCGGGACAGACCUGACGGGGGAUGGACUACCAGACAUCGCGGUGGGGGCACAAGGGCAGGUCCUGCUUCUGAGGUCCCGGCCGGUGCUCAGAGUCAGGGUCUCCAUCAGCUUCCAGCCCUCAAUCAUCCCCACCUCGGCCUUCGACUGCCAGGGGCAGGAGCAGCUCAACACCGAGGCCAGCAGGGCAGAGGUCUGCUUCACCGUCACUAAGAGCACCAAGGACAGCCUAGGCAACAGGAUCUUCAGCACUAUCCAGUACAGCCUGGCCCUGGACCCCGGGCGGACGAAGAUCCGAGCCGCCUUCGACUCCACCAGCCCAGUCCUGAGCAGGGAGCUGCGGCUUGGCAUCGAGACGAGAUGUGAGACGUACCAGAUAACGUUACCUCUCUGCCCUGAGGACACACUGACCCCCAUCACCCUGCGUCUCAACUACACCCUGACGGGGGAGCCCAUCACUGCUGCCAGCAACCUCAAACCCAUCCUGAGUGAGGACUCCACCGUGAUGACUGCAGGCUUGCUCCCGUUUGAACAGGACUGCGGCAGUGACAGAGUCUGCACUGAUGAACUACAAAUUUCCUUCAGUUUCUCAGGCUUGAGCACCCUGGUGGUGGGGGUCACCCCUGAACUCAACACCACCGUCUCCAUCCAGAACCGAGGGGAGAAUUCCUACAGCACCACAGUGCGGUUCUUCUACCCGGCUGCACUGUCCUACCGCCGAGUCCUACUAUUCCAGUCUAACAGGAGGGCCAUGACCGUUAAGUGCAGCUCGGCCAUGGGCUCUGAGGAGCAGACUCAGAGAAACAGCACCUGCCACGUCAACCACCCCAUCUUCUGGAGCGGGGCCGAGGCCAUUUUCAUCGCCACCUUUGACAUCUCCCCCAAAGCUGAUCUGGGGGACAGUCUGCAGAUCACAGCCAAAACCAGCAGUGACAAUGGCGGCCCCAUCACCGAGCGCAUGAUUCACCGGGCGGAGCUGCCGGUCAAAUACGGCAUCUUCAUCAUCCUCACCAGCCUCGAGGAGUCGACCAAGUAUGUCAACUUUUCCACCGAGGAGGCAGGGACAUGUGGGCCAGUGAUACAUCGGUAUGAGGUCAAGAACCUGCGGCAGCGAAGCGUCCCCAUCUCGGUCACGUUCCAGUUUCCCGUGGAACUGAGCGGGGUCCGGGUGUGGGAUGCCUCUGAGGUCGUCCCCUCCAAGCCCGAGCUGGCCCAGUGCACCAGUGAGGCUGAAACGUCUGGUUCGAAGGACUUUGUGAAGCAGAUAAGCGAGCACCCCCUGCUGGACUGCUCCGUGGCCACCUGUAAGAAAAUCCGGUGCAGAAUCGCCUCCCUGGAAAUGCAGCAGCCACUGGAGUUCAUGAUCAAAGGGAACGUCAGCUUCCAGUGGGUCUCCCAGACUCAGCAGCAGAAAGUGAGUCUGGUGAGCGAGGCCCGGAUUGAAUAUGAGGAGGAGAAAUACACCCAGAAGGAGGGAUUCGUCCAGCACCAGGUGCAGACAGUGGUGGAGCGCUCCGAGGUCUAUAACUACCUGCCUGUCAUCAUGGGCAGCAGCGUGGGGGGCCUGGUCCUGCUGGCUCUCGUCACCGCAGCCCUCUACAAGCUCAAUUUCUUCAAGCGCCACUACAAGGAGAUGUUGGAGGACACAAGGGAUGGUGUUGGAGCCAGGCUGGGCCAGAGCGACUGUGCCAAUGUCUGUCUCAGCCCUGACAUCCCCAAACAAUAGUGCCCCUGCCCCACCCCUGCCCCAGGAUGCUGUGGAUCUGCCCUUCCCAACAUCUGCCCCCCAUUGACCGCUCUGGGUCUGCACCCUGAUGACCUACUGAGAACAUCGCCCUAUAACAGCCAUGUGGGAUUGGGAGUCUGGACUUGUGAGUUCUGUCCUCGUGAG
Molecule: messenger RNA, 7288 nt
Organism: Chelonoidis abingdonii (Abingdon island giant tortoise)
Lineage: Eukaryota; Metazoa; Chordata; Testudines; Testudinidae
Source: RefSeq, a predicted model, not a curated record